Molecule: messenger RNA, 1901 nt
Organism: Puma concolor (puma)
Lineage: Eukaryota; Metazoa; Chordata; Mammalia; Carnivora; Felidae
Source: RefSeq, a predicted model, not a curated record
GCCCCGGGCUGCCCUGCAGUCGGGGGCCUCGGCAGCCGUUUGCGACUCAAGAUCUGGGAACGGGCCCAGCCGAGGGCCGCCAGGGCCUGACUUAGAUGAUUGCACUCUUUCGCCGCCCCUCACCUUGGGCCUCUUCGCCGCCCUCGGGAGAGAAAAAGGGAGGCAGAGGAGGUGUUGGUAAAUCAUGCUUAUUGCUACAGUUUACAGACAAGAGGUUUCAGCCAGUGCAUGACCUUACUAUCGGUGUAGAGUUUGGUGCUCGAAUGAUAACUAUUGAUGGAAAACAGAUAAAACUUCAGAUAUGGGAUACGGCAGGGCAGGAGUCCUUUCGUUCCAUCACACGGUCAUAUUACAGAGGUGCGGCAGGCGCUUUGCUAGUGUAUGAUAUUACAAGUGAUUUAGAAUCUAGAAGAGAAGUAAAAAAAGAAGAAGGUGAAGCUUUUGCACGAGAACAUGGACUUAUCUUCAUGGAAACUUCUGCUAAAACUGCUUCCAAUGUAGAAGAGGCAUUUAUUAAUACAGCGAAAGAAAUUUAUGAAAAAAUCCAAGAAGGAGUCUUUGACAUUAAUAAUGAGGCAAAUGGCAUUAAAAUUGGCCCUCAGCACGCUGCUACCAAUGCCACACACGCGGGCAAUCAGGGAGGACAGCAGGCCGGGGGCGGCUGCUGUUGAGUCCCUGUUUACUGUCUCGCUGCCCCAAUGCGGCUACUCACUUCCUCUUUCACUCUGUCCUCCUGCUCAGCUGCGACAUGAAACUGUUUGAAAUGGCUUUAUGUCACAGGAGACUUUAAUCCUUCAAAUUCUUGUAUAACUUUGAAUAAAUGGUUAAUGUUCACUUAAAAAGACAGAUUUUGGAGAUUGUAUUCAUAUCUAUUUGCAUUUGAUUUCUAGGUCAAUUGAUGUGAUUAUUUUUGUUAAAUGUUGUCUUGUGCCCUUACCUAUGAACUGAACUGUAUUAAACACUACAGAGUCAUCUUGAGCAUUUUAAAUCAGUUUGUGUGGUUAGGUUUCCCAACACCCGUGGUGACCUAAUGUUUAAUAUUACAGAACUGUCCUCAAGAAGUUUGUCAGUUUUCAAGGCUAUAAGGAAAACCAGGACUCCUUUAAUUCUGUAUUUAUCAUUUACUUUCUGUAUAUACAGUUUAACCUGCUUGGGUGUAAUUUGCCAAGCUUGAAUUCUUUAAUGCAUUUGCAUAAAUUCUAUACUGUUUAGAGCUUAAAGCUACAGAAGCAUUGUUAGGAAUUGCUCGGACACUGAAUUUUAAACUUUUUGACAUUGUUAACAAGCAUGUUCAUCCUUUCUUGUCACUAGUCCAAGAAAAUAUGCUUAAUGUACAUUUACUAAAGGCUAUGUGUGCGUUAACCUGUUUUAAUGCCAAAAGUUUGCUGUAUGUCCACAGUUUCUUUAAGAUCUCUUCAGAAAAGGAUUUGUUUGCCUUAAUGAAUACUGUCGGGUAAAAACACAGUAUAAUGAGUGAACUGGGCAGAAGCACGAACUCCCUACACCUGAGCGACUCCAAGAAGAAUGAAUGUCCACAUUUAGAUGGCGCAUUGUGAGGACUUUAAUCUUUCCUUCAACACAAUAAUGUUUUCUUUUGCUUUUAUUCCCAUGAUUUCUAAGUAUAUUUUUCAUGCAGGACAGUUUUUCAACCUUGAUGUACAGUGACUGUGUAAAAUUUUUCUUUCAGUGGCAACCUAUAAUCUUUAAAAUAUGGUAAGCAUCUUGUCUGUUUUGAAGGGGAUACGACAAUAAAUCUACCAGAUGGAAAAUCCUGUUGAAAGUAGAAAAGCUUUAGUAAUUUACUCAGUGUGGUGGUUUUUAUCCUUUUUUUUUUUUUUUUCUCUCUCUCUCCCUUGGUCUAUAAUGAAAUUGUUACAGCAGUGCAAAAUAAAAUCCUAUGU